Molecule: messenger RNA, 6306 nt
Organism: Ochotona curzoniae (black-lipped pika)
Lineage: Eukaryota; Metazoa; Chordata; Mammalia; Lagomorpha; Ochotonidae
Gene: MARCHF6
Product: membrane associated ring-CH-type finger 6
Exons: 26
Coding region: 206-2935 (909 amino acids)
Cellular component (GO): endoplasmic reticulum membrane
Molecular function (GO): zinc ion binding
Source: RefSeq, a predicted model, not a curated record
CCCCGCCGCCGUCUCUGUCAGCCACUGUCCCUCUCCCCCUGCCCUCCGUCCUUCCUCUCUCGCACCUGAGCACACGCACCUGCCCGAGCCCGGCUCCCGGUCCCUCCUCCCUCUGCCCCGUCCUGGUUUGCCCGCCCGGCCGGAAGGCUCGGGCCCUGGCCGCGGGAGGCUCGCGGCUGCGUCACCGCCGCACCCCCCAGACAAGAUGGACACCGCGGAGGAAGACAUUUGUAGAGUCUGCCGGUCAGAAGGAACGCCCGAGAAGCCUCUUUAUCAUCCUUGUGUAUGUACUGGCAGUAUUAAAUUUAUCCAUCAAGAGUGCUUAGUUCAGUGGCUGAAACACAGUCGAAAAGAAUACUGUGAAUUAUGCAAGCACAGAUUUGCUUUCACACCAAUUUAUUCUCCAGAUAUGCCUUCCCGGCUUCCAAUCCAAGACAUAUUUGCAGGACUGGUUACCAGCAUUGGCACUGCAAUCCGAUACUGGUUUCAUUAUACACUUGUGGCCUUCGCGUGGUUGGGAGUGGUUCCUCUUACAGCAUGCCGCAUCUACAAGUGCUUGUUUACUGGCUCCGUGAGCUCACUGCUGACACUGCCACUAGACAUGCUGUCCACGGAAAAUUUGUUGGCAGAUUGUUUGCAGGGCUGUUUCGUGGUGACGUGCACGCUGUGUGCGUUCAUCAGUUUGGUGUGGCUGCGUGAGCAGAUCGUCCACGGAGGAGCCCCAAUUUGGCUGGAGCAUGCCGCCCCCCCCUUCAACGCUGCCGCGCACCACCAAAAUGAGGCUCCGGCGGGAGGGAAUGGUGCAGAGAACGCUGCUGCCGAGCAGCCUGCUGACCCCCCGGCUGAGAACGCCGUGGUGGGCGAGAACCCUGAGGUACAGGAGCCUCAGGCCGAGGAGGAGGAGGAGGACAACGAGGAGGAAGAGGACGCAGGCGUGGAGGAUGUGGCGGACGCCAACAACGGAGCCCAGGAUGACAUGAACUGGAAUGCUUUAGAGUGGGAUCGUGCUGCGGAAGAACUCACGUGGGAAAGAAUGCUAGGACUCGAUGGGUCACUAGUUUUUCUGGAACAUGUCUUCUGGGUGGUGUCUUUGAAUACACUGUUCAUUCUUGUUUUUGCAUUUUGCCCUUACCACAUUGGCCAUUUCUCCCUUGUUGGCUUGGGGUUUGAAGAGCAUGUUCAAGCAUCUCAUUUUGAAGGCCUUAUUACAACCAUAGUUGGGUAUAUACUUUUAGCAAUAACACUGAUCAUUUGUCAUGGCCUGGCAACUCUCGUCAAAUUUCACAGAUCCCGUCGCUUACUGGGAGUCUGCUAUAUUGUUGUUAAGGUCUCUCUGUUGGUAGUAGUUGAAAUUGGAGUGUUCCCUCUGAUUUGUGGCUGGUGGCUAGAUAUCUGUUCCUUGGAAAUGUUUGAUGCUACUUUGAAAGAUCGAGAACUGAGCUUCCAGUCGGCCCCGGGGACCACCAUGUUCCUGCAUUGGCUUGUGGGGAUGGUGUACGUGUUCUACUUCGCCUCCUUCAUCCUGUUGCUCAGAGAGGUUCUUCGACCUGGGGUCUUGUGGUUCCUACGAAAUUUGAAUGAUCCAGAUUUCAAUCCAGUUCAGGAAAUGAUCCAUUUGCCCAUUUACAGGCAUCUCAGGAGAUUCAUCUUGUCAGUGAUUGUCUUUGGUUCCAUCGUCCUCCUGAUGCUCUGGCUUCCUAUACGCGUCAUCAAGAGUCUGCUGCCUCAUUUUCUUCCAUACAAUGUCAUGCUCUACAGUGACGCUCCGGUGAGUGAGUUAUCCCUGGAGCUGCUGCUGCUGCAGGUCGUCUUGCCAGCGUUGCUGGAGCAGGGACACACGCGGCAGUGGCUGAAGGGACUCGUGCGGGCGUGGACUGUUACUGCCGGAUACUUGCUGGAUCUCCAUUCCUAUUUAUUGGGAGACCAGGAAGAAAAUGAGAACAGUGCAAAUCAACAAGUCAACAACAACCAGCAUGCUAGAAACAACAAUGCAGUGCCCGUGGUGGGCGAAGGUCUGCACGCAGCUCACCAGGCCAUACUGCAGCAGGGCGGCCCUGUCGGCUUUCAGCCUUACCGCCGGCCUCUGCGUUUCCCACUCAGGAUAUUCCUGCUGAUUGUGUUCAUGUGCAUAACCUUACUCAUUGCCAGCCUCAUCUGCCUUACUCUACCAGUAUUUGCUGGGCGUUGGUUAAUGUCGUUUUGGACGGGGACUGCCAAAAUCCAUGAGCUCUAUACGGCCGCCUGUGGCCUCUAUGUCUGCUGGCUCACCAUCAGGGCUGUGACCGUGCUGCUGGCGUGGAUGCCCCAGGGCCGCAGAGUCAUCUUCCAGAAGGUUAAAGAGUGGUCCCUCAUGAUAAUGAAGACAUUGAUAGUUGCCAUGCUGCUGGCUGGAGUCGUCCCGCUCCUGCUUGGGCUCCUGUUUGAGCUGGUCAUUGUGGCUCCCCUCAGAGUCCCGUUGGAUCAGACUCCUCUUUUUUAUCCAUGGCAGGACUGGGCACUUGGAGUCCUGCAUGCCAAAAUCAUUGCAGCUAUCACACUGAUGGGCCCUCAAUGGUGGCUGAAAACUGUAAUUGAACAGGUUUAUGCAAAUGGCAUUCGAAACAUUGACCUUCACUACAUUGUUCGGAAGCUGGCAGCUCCGGUGAUCUGUGUGCUGCUGCUUUCCCUGUGUGUCCCCUACGUCAUAGCUUCGGGUGUCGUUCCUUUGCUGGGUGUUACUGCAGAAAUGCAAAACCUGGUCCACCGGCGGAUUUAUCCAUUUUUACUGAUGGUCGUGGUGUUGAUGGGAAUCCUGUCCUUCCAGGUCCGUCAGUUCAAGCGCCUUUAUGAACAUAUUAAAAACGACAAAUACCUUGUGGGGCAACGCCUCGUGAACUACGAACGAAAAUCCGGCAAACCAGGCACAUCUCCGCCUCCACAGUCAUCCCAAGAAUAAAGUGAUUGUCUCAACUCCUUACCUCCCCAUGCCUUUAUGUGUCCUUUUUUGUGGACUUCUCUGUUUGGAGAUCUUCCGUGCUCUCAGCGCUGUUUUUAGGUUUCCUCUGUUUGACUUGUGUCUCCGGCAUUCAGCAAGCAGCCGCCUCAACUCUGCUGCUUGCGCGGGUCUGCUGCCGUCACUGCUGUCUGAGAUCUGUAUAUGUGUAAAUAGAAGCUCCCUGAGGCCCUCACACCUUGGAUUAAACAGAAUGUGCAUUGUACAUCUUUAAACAAAAUGUAUAUUAAUUUAUUAAAUCUAGUUGUCACUUUAUUUUGGACCUGCUGUGAUCUCGACAGGAAACGUGCCAGAGUACUGGUGCGCAGGUCAGAUUCUGCAGUGACGUCUCGUGGCGUGCACUUGUCGCUGUCCCAGGCAGUUCUCACUGAGGAAACUGCACAUUCUGUCUCGGCUGUUGAGACCUUACCAGGAACAUGACGGAAACAAGUUGAAAUCAGCAGUGGCGUGUCUUGGUAAGAAAACAUGAACUCUGUGCUUCACUGUCAGUCGGUUUUGGGAAGUUAUUUUGUAUAACACCAAAGCUGUUGCACAUUUUCUACUGCCUGAUUUUUUUCAUGUGUCUGUGUUUGUAAUAUUGUAUAGUAUCUUGUGCUAUUAAGGAAAUUAUUUUUAAUUUUGAUAAUUUAAUAUUCCUAGUGAUCAGCAUUGGGAGUUGGGUCUUUGUGCUUGUUAGGGGCAUGUCUGUACUUAGGAAAAAGGAAAAAAAAAAACGAAGAUUUUCAUUAGUUCCUCUCCCAGCUUUUCUACACAAAGCUGUCUCUCUUUUUGGCAGCAGUGGCCAAAAUUGCCAUGUCAAAUCUUAAAGCUCACAGAAUACCGUCACCAGCAGCACUGCGUCCUGCUUGUGUUGGGUCAUUCUGAGAUGCUCUCUGAGCGCGUGUGCUUUGGAGAAGACCGGCUGAGCCCCGUCCUCCUGCUCGGUACUCCAGUGCUGGGGACAAAGACCGUGCAUUUCUACUGCGGCUUCAGGAAAUCCCAGCUUUCCCAACACUGUUGACAGAGCAGAAUAGCGACGGAAACAGCCUUGUUUCCACUUGUCCAGAAUGAAGCCGGCCGAGGUGGCCUUUUAACGUAGGAAUGUGUUUCAGUGGAAAUGUGCUGUAAAACUGAAGAGACUGAAUGCUUACAAACUGAGUUUUCACUUACAACCAAAGCUUCCAGUUAAAUGUUUAGGAAAACAAAAGGGUUGGACACGUGAUUGAAGUAUUCAGUGGUAACGGUGUGUUGUUCUGAUAGUAUUUGUUUUUGGGUGACAAUUUACACAUUCUCAUUGAAAAUAACAUAAAAUCAUCAGAAACUGUGAGAGAAUUUCCAUAAAGUAUUAAAAUCCAUGGACUAAAAUUGAGGAAUUCUGAAAACAUGCAAGUCAGCCAGACAUAAGCUAACCAAAAUCAAGAACAACCUGUUUUGGUUGUCUUAGGUUUCAAGAGUUUUUCCCUAAGGGGUAAACAGUUACUUUUAAAAUAUAUAUCAGUAUAAAAAUAAACUUGACAGAAUUCAGUGUUACACUAUUUGGCACUUUGGAGUAAUCCAUUCUCGUAUAGGAAAUGGGUGUUUUUAACUCUACCUUUACAUUGAAAUGUAGUCCCUGAAAAAUUACCAUUUCAAAAUGGGAUUCCACCUGUUAUGGUAUAUGUCUAUAUUAAUUGGGUUUUUUUAGGGGGAAGAGAAAUAUUGAAUUGAGAUGUAACCUGAUUAUUUUAAUUUAGGUUUCUUUUCAUAUUUUGAAGAAUUUGUAAAUCUUGAUACAAAGUCACUGAAGUAUAUCUAGUAACAAAAACAGAUAGUAUAAAAGAUUAAAAAGCUUAAGGCUGCAAUAUUACAGAUGAGUCUUGGGUUUUGUAAAACAGCAAUAUGAGUGGCCGAAGCCUGCUCUCUGUUUUGCUGGCCAUUAACUUUUCAUUGUCUCACUUCAGAAUUACCCUCGUUUUUAAGUUGUGCUUUGUCCUGUUGUUUUCAAGAAGAUAAAUUCUUUAAUAGGGAAAGAACUUUCUGGCGUAUGUUUGCUUGACUAGCAUGCAGGUUUACUCUUAAGCAAUAGUUUUAUAAAUGCAGAAAACCCAUACUUCAGAAAGUGCUGCUGCUGCUGCCCUUCAUGUAGAAUUUUUUUUAAAAAAAUCAUAGUAUAGUUUUGCUUUAUUUUGCAUUGGGCUAAAAGUCUUCAAGGAACUUUACCAGGAAAGAACAUUUUGCUUUAUUACUAUCUGUAUGUUGGAGACAAAUUGACAUUUGGAUUUCACAUGGCCAGUUACAAAUGGUCUGAAGUGUGCACUUGUUCGUUAUUAGCAAAUUAUGUUUGUUUUUUUACACUAUGAAAUACUAAUAGUUGAGAUAAAAACUGAGGAAAAUGCCAAUGUGAAGUUUGUGUACAGUUCGUUGGCCUUUCAAAGUUCCUUGUUUAAGGUGGUCUCCUCCCCUCCCCCUUUCUCUGGGCAAACAGCGAAGAUGAGACAUCUCAAUUCCAGAUGUAAACAAAAAGGACUUUUGCUUGAGACAUUUAAUAUAAAUAUUACUACUAUGGCUUUUUGUGUUAUGUUUUUUCUUUCCCUUGUUUAAGUAAUAGACAGUAACUUUCCUCAAUUUAUUUGAUCCUAAAUGUGUCAUUUCUGUAUUGGCAAAAUGCUAUGAAAGUGUACUUCUUGGAUUUAGGAUGAAUUGAUGAUGUUUUAAAACAAAACCAAAAAGUCACACAGAGUGUGAGACUGCCAUAGAAGAACAGUGGCAUUGUUUAACUGCAAGGUGACUACUUCCAUUCUCAGGACUGGCCUUUUAAAGUCUUUCAUACUGUAAAAUUAAAUGAAUGUUUAAAAAUGCUGCUUAGAAUGUUCUCCAGUCACCAUCAGGAAAAGGCCGACGUCAGAUGUUAUUCCCCCAAGAUACCCUGGGACGCCACCUCCCCUGUGGGCCCCUGCAGCCAGCCUGCUUUCCUUUCAGCGGAGUCCUGCCCCACGUCUUUAAGAACAGCUGUCAUCAUGAGUAAGGGCUUCUUCCGGAACCAUCUCCAUCCAUGUCUUUGGCAUCAGCAUCACACAGAGCGGUGUGCGUAUGUUUUCCUUCCUGUCUACUUUGUAAGAGUGCCUCAUUUUGUAGUCAUUAAAGUAACAACGUACCCCACAUGCAAGUGUAAUUACCCCAGCCUGGGAGUGACUGUGGUGGAGGCUGAAUAGAACAUGUCGUUAGCGGGGAUAUCCGUUUUCUAUUGAAACACCUAGACACCCAGCCCAGUUUUAGUGUAUAUUAAGAUGCUCCCUUUUUAUGUGCUCAUUUGUUGUCUUACGAGUUAAGAAAACUGUUGAAUAAAGUGAAUGUUA